UAAUAGAUAGUAACACAUGAUGGCGCUUUUAAUUCUCUGUCAGUAUUCAAUGUAUACCGAAGUGAUCUCAAUAUUUCAUUUAAGUUACAUGCAUGUUUGCUUGUGACUUAUGAAGAGACAUCAUGUUGUACCUGCCUAAAUAACAUUUUCGAUAAUGCUGCUGCAAUAUUACAUAUGUAAUAUAAUAAGUUGUAAUGUGUAGUGAUGUGAUAUGUCUAUGCGUUCAUGAUAAAGUACUCGCCCUUUGUAAAUGUAUUUCGAAGCCAGGUGCCUAGAAAGCAGCUGGCAAGAUGGGCAAAUUGUUGUCAAAGAUUUUUGGCAACAAGGAGAUGCGAAUUUUGAUGCUAGGAUUGGAUGCUGCUGGGAAAACUACAAUACUAUAUAAACUUAAACUAGGACAGUCUGUAACAACUAUACCAACUGUAGGAUUCAAUGUAGAAACAGUUACCUAUAAAAAUGUUAAGUUCAAUGUUUGGGAUGUUGGAGGUCAGGACAAAAUACGUCCACUUUGGCGUCAUUAUUAUACUGGAACUCAAGGACUUAUUUUUGUAGUAGAUUGUGCUGACAGAGAUCGAAUAGAUGAAGCACGUCAAGAGCUUCAUCGAAUUAUAAAUGAUAGAGAAAUGCGAGAUGCUAUUAUAUUAAUCUUUGCAAAUAAACAAGAUCUUCCAGAUGCAAUGAAACCACAUGAAAUACAAGAAAAAUUGGGUUUAACUAGGAUACGAGAUAGAAAUUGGUAUGUUCAGCCAUCAUGUGCCACAACUGGAGAUGGGCUUUAUGAAGGCCUUACAUGGUUGACCAGUAAUCAUAAAUUAUGAGCAAAUAUUUAUUUUUCAUCAAUUAGCCACAUACCAAGAAUGGGCCAUUCAGAACGCAGGGCUCGAUAUAAAACGCUUUGGAGUAAGGAAGAAAUUGAUUACAUCAAUAAAACUGUCGGCAUUUCUUAACAUUUAUGCUUCAUGGAUCGUAUUCUUUAUUUUAUAAAAAUUAAUAAAAAAUAUGAAAGUUAUAUUACAUACAUAAUUUAGUUUUUUAAAUAAAAACUGAAAAGAUUAAAUUUAGAAAAAAAAAUUAGAAAAAACGAAUGUUUUUUUAUUAAUAAUAGAUUUUACUUAAUAAAUAUGGUCCAUAAAAUUUAAAAAUUAAGGAAUGUUGACUUGUACUAUUAGCCAAAGAAUUCUCAAUGCACCAGUUACACAUCGAAAAAGAAGUUAUUAUAAUAUUGCAAGGAAAU
Molecule: messenger RNA, 1234 nt
Organism: Apis mellifera (honey bee)
Lineage: Eukaryota; Metazoa; Arthropoda; Insecta; Hymenoptera; Apidae
Gene: Arf51F
Product: ADP-ribosylation factor 6
Exons: 6
Coding region: 291-818 (175 amino acids)
Biological process (GO): intracellular protein transport; vesicle-mediated transport
Cellular component (GO): cytoplasm
Molecular function (GO): GTP binding; GTPase activity
Source: RefSeq, a predicted model, not a curated record